AAAGCAAGAACAGCACUGCUGGGCUGGAGACGGCGGGAGCCGCUGCUCUCCGGCUGAGGGAAUCAGAGACAGCUCCGUCCCUAGUGGAGCGCAGGGGAGGCAGGAGUCAUGACGGGCGAGGUGGGUUCUGAGGUUCACCUAGAAAUCAAUGAUCCAAAAGUCAUUUCACAAGAGGAAGCAGAUAGUCCUUCAGAUAGUGGACAGGGCAGCUAUGAAACAAUUGGACCCUUGAGUGAAGGAGAUUCAGAUGAAGAGAUAUUUGUAAGUAAGAAGGUGAAAAACAGGAAGAUUCUACAAGACAGUGAUUCUGAAACAGAGGACACAAAUGCCUCUCCAGAGAAAACUACCUAUGACAGUGCCGAGGAGGAAAAUAAAGAGAAUUUAUAUGCUGGGAAAAAUACAAAAAUCAAAAGGAUUUACAAAACUCUGGCAGACAGUGAUGAAAGUUACAUGGAAAAGUCUUUGUAUCAGGAAAAUCUUGAAGCACAAGUGAAACCUUGCUUAGAGCUGAGUCUUCAGUCUGGAAACUCUAUGGACUUUACCACUGACAGAAAGAGUUCCAAAAGGCACAUACAUGAUAAAGAAGGAACUGCAGGAAAAGCAAAAGUAAAAUCAAAAAGAAGACUUGAGAAAGAGGAGAGAAAAAUGGAAAAAAUUAGACAGCUAAAAAAGAAGGAAACAAAAAACCAGGAAGAUGAUGUAGAACAGCCAUUUAAUGACAGUGGCUGUCUUCUUGUGGAUAAAGACCUUUUUGAAACUGGGUUGGAGGAUGAAAAUAACUCUCCAUUGGAAGAUGAAGAGUCAUUAGAAUCAAUAAGAGCAGCUGUAAAAAACAAAGUAAAAAAGCACAAGAACAAAGAACCAUCUUUGGAGAGUGGGGUCUAUUCAUUUGAGGAAGAAAGUGAGUUAUCAAAAGGAACCACGAGGAAGGAAAGAAAGGCAGCCAGAUUAAGUAAAGAAGCAUUAAAACAACUGCAUAGUGAGACUCAGCGCCUUAUUCGAGAGUCUGCACUUAACCUUCCAUAUCAUAUGCCUGAGAAUAAAACCAUUCACGAUUUCUUCAAACGUAAACCCCGGCCCACUUGCCAGGGAAAUGCCAUGGCACUAUUGAAGUCAUCUAAAUAUCAGUCAAGCCAUCACAAAGAAAUCACAGACACUGCAAAUACUACUGAAAUGAACAGUGAUCACCAUAGUAAAGGUUCUGAGCAGACAACAGGUGCAGAAAAUGAAGUGGAAACUAAUGCACUCCCUGUGGUUUCAAAGGAAACCCAGAUCAUUACUGGAUCAGAUGAGUCUUGCAGGAAGGAUUUGGUAAAAAAUGAAGAGCUAGAAAUUCAGGAGAAACAGAAGCAGAGUGACAUUAGACCUUCACCUGGGGACAGCUCAGUGUUACAACAGGAAUCCAACUUCCUCGGGAACAAUCACAGUGAGGAAUGUCAGGUUGGAGGGCUUGUAGCAUUUGAACCUCAUGCCCUGGAGGGUGAAGGCCCCCAAAAUCCAGAAGAAACAGAUGAGAAAGUGGAAGAGCCUGGGCAGCAAAAUAAAUCAUCAGCAGUUGUGCCACCUGAAAAAGUGAGACGGUUUACUCUGGAUAGACUUAAGCAACUGGGAGUAGAUGUUUCCAUUAAACCACGGCUAGGUGCUGAUGAAGAUUCCUUUGUGAUACUUGAACCUGAAACCAACAGAGAACUGGAAGCCUUGAAGCAGCGUUUCUGGAAGCAUGCUAAUCCAGCAGCCAAACCCAGGGCUGGUCAGACAGUGAAUGUGAACGUCAUCGUGAAAGACAUGGGCACUGAUGGAAAGGAGGAACUAAAAGCAGAUGUGGUACCUGUGACUUUAGCACCUAAGAAGUUGGAUGGAGCAAGCCACACAAAACCAGGUGAAAAGCUUCAGGUGUUAAAAGCUAAACUGCAAGAAGCAAUGAAACUCCGAAGGUUUGAGGAGCGCCAGAAGCGCCAAGCACUGUUUAAAUUAGAUAAUGAAGAUGGGUUUGCGGAAGAGGAGGAGGAAGAGGAAGAAAUGACAGAUGAGUCUGAGGAAGAUGGAGAAGAGGAGAUAGGGAAAGAAGAGGAAGAACUAGAGGAAGAGGAAGAGAAAGAAGAGGAGGAGGAAGAAGAAGGAAAUCAGGAGACUGCAGAAUUCCUUCUUAGUAGUGAAGAAAUAGAAACCAAAGAUGAAAAAGAAAUGGAUAAAGAAAAUAAUGAUGGCAGUAGUGAAAUUGGCAAGGCAGUUGGCUUCCUCUCUGUUCCCAAGUCUCUCUCAUCAGAUUCUACUUUACUUCUAUUUAAGGACAGCUCUUCGAAGAUGGGUUACUUUCCUACUGAAGAAAAAUCAGAAACAGAUGAAAACUCAGGCAAACAGCCUAGCAAACUGGAUGAGGAUGAUUCAUGUUCCUUGCUCACAAAGGAGAGCAGCCACAAUAGCAGCUUUGAGCUGAUUGGCUCCACGAUUCCAUCCUAUCAGCCUUGCAACAGACAAACAGGCCGUGGGACCAGUUUUUUCCCUACAGCAGGAGGAUUCAGAUCUCCUUCCCCUGGGCUAUUUCGAGCCAGUUUGGUCAGCUCAGCUUCUAAGAGUUCAGGGAAACUGUCUGAGCCUUCACUUCCCGUAGAGGAUUCCCAGGAUCUGUAUAACGCCUCCCCAGAGCCUAAGUCACUUUUCCUAGGAGCAGGAGACUUCCAGUUCUGUUUAGAAGAUGACACUCAGAGCCAACUGUUGGAUGCAGAUGGGUUCUUAAAUGUUAGAAACCACAGGAAUCAGUACCAAGCUUUGAAGCCUCGAUUGCCAUUGGCCAGUAUGGAUGAGAAUGCCAUGGAUGCCAACAUGGAUGAGCUGUUGGAUUUGUGUACUGGAAAUUUUACAUCUCAGGCUGAAAAACAUCUACCCAGGAAGAGUGACAAGAAAGAGAACAUGGAGGAACUUCUGAACCUUUGUUCAGGAAAAUUCACUUCUCAGGAUGCCUCCACUCCAGCCUCAUCAGAGUUAAAUAAACAGGAGAAGGAGAGCAGCAUGGGUGAUCCAAUGGAAGAAGCACUUGCUCUUUGCUCAGGCUCUUUUCCCACAGACAAGGAAGAGGAAGACGAGGAGGAGGAAUUCGGAGACUUUCGGCUUGUUUCAAAUGAUAAUGAGUUUGAUAGUGAUGAGGAUGAACACAGUGACUCUGAUAAUGAUCUGGCACUGGAAGACCAUGAAGAUGAUGAUGAAGAAGAACUCCUGAAGCGAUCUGAGAAGUUGAAAAGGCAAAUGAGGUUGAGGAAAUACCUGGAGGAUGAGGCAGAGGUGUCAGGAAGUGAUGUGGGAAGCGAAGAUGAGUAUGAUGGGGAAGAAAUUGAUGAAUAUGAAGAGGAUGUAAUUGAUGAAGUACUUCCUUCUGAUGAGGAACUGCAGAGUCAAAUCAAGAAAAUACACAUGAAAGCUAUGUUGGAUGAUGAUAAGAGACAGCUACGUUUAUACCAAGAGAGGUACCUUGCUGAUGGGGAUCUGCACAGCGAUGGUCCUGGGCGAAUGAGGAAGUUUCGAUGGAAAAACAUAGAUGAUGCUUCCCAGAUGGACUUGUUCCACAGAGACUCUGAUGAUGAUCAGACCGAAGAACACCUUGAUGAGUCAGAAGCCAGGUGGAGGAAGGAGCGAAUUGAACGAGAACAGUGGCUUCGGGACAUGGCACAGCAGGGGAAAAUUACAGCUGAAGAAGAAGAAGAAAUUGGGGAGGACAGUCAGUUUAUGAUACUGGCCAAGAAAGUUACAGCCAAAGCACUGCAGAAGAAUGCCAGUCGCCCUAUGGUUAUUCAGGAAUCAAACUCUUUGCUCAGAAAUCCUUUUGAAGCCAUCAGACCAGGAAGUGCUCAACAGGUGAAGACAGGCUCACUGCUAAACCAGCCCAAAGCUGUGCUUCAGAAACUGGCUGCUCUCUCUGACCGUAACCCCAGUGCUCCUCGAAAUUCAAGAAACUUUGUCUUUCAUACACUUUCUCCUGUCAAGGCUGAGGCGGCAAAGGAAUCGUCGAAGUCUCAGAAGAUCCCAGAGAAGGACUCUGACUGGCUCACCUGGAGUGGAGCUCCUAUCCCUGGAUUCUUCAGGCUUUCAUUUGACCCACAUGGUUAAGCUGGGAGAGACAGAGUCCAAAGAGAGGCGGAGAAGGGCUAUUCUGGGCAGAACAAACAAUUGAUGACUUUAUGGCUCUGUGAUCUGGGCAGAACUGUGCAACCCUAGAUCACCAAAGCUGAGAGCCUUUAAGAGUGAGGAUUUGGGCCAGGCAUGGUGGCUCACGCCUGUAAUCCCAGCACUUUGGGAGGCCGAGGUGGGUGGAUCAUGAGGUCAGGAGAUCAAGACCAAUCUGACCAACAUGGUGAAACCCCAUCUCCACUAAAAAUACAAAAAUUAGCUGACGUGAUGCGUGCACCUGUAAUCCCAGCUACUCAGGAGGCUGAGGCAGGAGAAUCGCUUGAACCCGGGAGGUGGAGGUUGCGGUGAGCCGAGAUUGCGCCACUGCACUCCAGCCUAGGCGACAGAACGAGACUCUAUCUCAAAAAAAAAAAAAAAAAGUGAGGAUUUGGGUCACCCCAGGCUGAAGGCCAGGGGAACCUGAAGUGGAUAAGGGAAGGGAGAAGACUUAGGCCACAGGAUCUAAUGUAGAAAUGGGGCUGAUGUCUCCACCUGUAUUUUCUUAGCUGGAGGAGUGUGCAAAGUUUGAAUUACUUCUGCUUUCUCCUUCUUAUUUCCUUUUCCCUCUUAAAAUAGUCAUCAUAAUCAUAAAAAUUUCUUUUCCGUUUUC
This is a messenger RNA of Nomascus leucogenys (northern white-cheeked gibbon), 4771 nucleotides long. The record is from RefSeq and is a predicted model, not a curated record. NCBI's taxonomy places the organism in Eukaryota, Metazoa, Chordata, Mammalia, Primates, Hylobatidae.